AUGCAGUCGUUUUCUAGGCAGAUUUGUCAGAGACUAAAAGUCGGUUUGCAAGUCUUUCGUAGAUAUUCCGGCAAUAACACGUCAGCAGAUACAAUUAAUAAAGGAAACAGCAGUAAUAAACUACUCAAACAGAUAGAAGCUAGAAUUUUAGCUACAGGUCCCAUAACAGUAGCUGACUACAUGAAAGAAGUACUAACCAAUCCAUCUGCUGGUUACUACAUGAGCAAGGAUGUGUUUGGAGAAAAAGGGGAUUUCAUAACAUCACCAGAAAUUUCACAAAUGUUUGGAGAGCUGAUUGCCAUCUGGCUUAUAAAUGAAUGGACCAAAUGUGGAAAACCAACACCUUUUCAAAUAGUAGAACUGGGUCCUGGAAGAGGAACACUGAUGUCUGAUGUCCUACGGGUGUUUUCAAAAUUUAAGAUGGCAGAAUCUGAUUUCUCUGUUAGCUUAGUAGAAGUUAGUCCAUACCUGAGCCAAAUUCAAGAGAAAUGCCUCUGUAAAACUCAAAAUGAAAAAAUCAGUGAAUUGCCUAUAGAUUCUCAUCAUUACAAGGAAUCUAAAUCAUUGUACGGAUCACCUGUGCGGUGGUACAACCACAUAUCGGAUCUCCCACGCACCUUCACUCUUUUUCUAGCUCACGAGUUCUUUGACGCACUACCAAUUCACAAGUUAGUUAAGGUCAAUCAGGGCUGGAGAGAAGUUUUGAUUGACCUUAAUCGAGAAGACUCCACCUUACGAUACGUUCUUUCCCGCGAACGCACUCCCGCUUCUCUCUAUUGUCGGGAAAAUGAAGUCAGAAAAGAUCUUGAAAUUAGCCCGCAGAGUUCAGUCAUGAUUCAAGUAAUGGCUUCUAGAAUUCAUCAAGAUGGAGGUUAUUUCUUAAUUGAUUCAAACAAUACCGAUAACACUAAAAUUUAUACAAUAAUAGGUAUUGGAUUGGUGAUCGAUUAUGGCCACGAAGGGGAUAAAACUGAUACUUUUAGAGGCUUUAAGAAUCAUAAACUCCACGACCCACUAGUCGAACCUGGAACAGCAGACUUGACGGCCGAUGUUGAUUUCUCUGCAUUAAAGUGGGCAGCUACUCACCCCAGAUCUGUUGAAGACUGGAAAGCAAAUUUAACAUUUGGCACAGUAGACCAGAAAGACUUUCUAACGAGAAUGGGGAUCAAUAUGAGGCUUGAGAAACUCCUUGCGUCUUGCCGAAACGAAAAACUGGCUAAUGACUUGAAAUCAGCACAUCGGAUGUUAACGGAUCCUAUGGAGAUGGGCAGCAAAUUCAAGUUCCUUGCUCUCUACCCAGCAGUGAUGGAAAAAAUUCUUUUGAAAUAUCCUCCUCCAGGAUUUAGUUAGAAAAUGUGAAAUUAGAAUUAUGUAUGAAUGUGGCAAAACCACCGACAUUUGAAGUACACAAAGCAGAACAAUUUGUAAAAACA
Molecule: messenger RNA, 1433 nt
Organism: Daphnia pulex (common water flea)
Lineage: Eukaryota; Metazoa; Arthropoda; Branchiopoda; Diplostraca; Daphniidae
Product: protein arginine methyltransferase NDUFAF7 homolog, mitochondrial-like
Exons: 4
Coding region: 1-1350 (449 amino acids)
Biological process (GO): mitochondrial respiratory chain complex I assembly
Cellular component (GO): mitochondrion
Molecular function (GO): protein-arginine omega-N symmetric methyltransferase activity
Source: RefSeq, a predicted model, not a curated record